AUGUCCAAAGAAGACGAAGAAAAAACAGCGUUUCACACUGACGUAGGCAUCUUUUGUUACACCAAGAUGCCUUUCGGCUUACGAAACGCCGGGGCUACUUACCAGCGACUCAUGGAUAAGGCCUUCGAAACACAAAUCGGCAGAAAUUUAGAAGUAUAUGUUGAUGAUUUGGUGAUCAAGAGUAGGGAAGAAAAACAAAUGCUGGAAGACAUUGAAGAAACUUUCCAAAGACUCACAGAAUACAAUAUCAAACUCAACCCCAAGAAAUGUUUGUUCGGGGUAGAGGAAGGAAAGUUCUUGGGCGUGAUAGUCACCCGGGACGGCUUUAAAGCUAAUCCGGAAAAGGUAGCCGCCAUAACGCGGAUGCCCUCUCCCAGGACUUUGAAAGAAGCGCAAGCGUUAAACGGGUGUUUAGUGGCUAUAAACAGAUUCUUAGCAAGGCAUGCCGAAAGAUCUUUGCCAUUCAUAAAGACACUAAAAGAUUGCCUCAACAAGAAGAACUUCAAAUGGACCAGCGAAGCGGAAGAAGCCCUACAAGACAUGAAACGCUUCAUCGAAAAAUUACCCAUGUUGACAGCGCCAUUCCCUAACGAAGUGCUUAAAAUGUAUUUGGCGGCGGCCCAUAAUGCGGUAAGCGCGGUACUCAUGGUGGAAAGAGAUGGGAAGCAAACACCCAUAUAUUACAUCAGCCGAGUAUUGGCGGGACCAGAAACGCGGUAUCCAACCCUGGAAAAGUUGGUGCUAGAAUUAGUGCACGCUACCCGGCGAUUGCGAAGGUAUUUUCAAGCGCACUGCGUGCAGGUCUUGACGGAUUACCCGCUGCUGCAAAUUUUGCACAAACCAGAAAUCUCCGGGAGAUUGGCCAAAUGGGCGAUUGAAUUAGGAGCUUUGGAUAUCAAAUAUCAAAAACGAACAGCAGUCAAAGGGCAGGUAAUUGCCAACUUCUUGGCCGAAAUUCCCGACGGAGAAGCUAUAGUAGACCCCGCUAUACGGGACAUCCCAGAGUCCAGUACUGCCCGGCAAACCUGGAAACUCUACACCGACGGAUCAUCUAGUGGAAAAGGGUCCGGGGCAGGUCUAAUGUUGAUAAGCCCAGAUGAGAUAAGACUGAUGUACGCCUUACGUUUCGAUUUCGAAUGCCCCAACAAUGAAGCAGAAUAUGAAGCGCUACUCGCAGGGUUGAGAAUGGCCCAAUCUAUGGGAGCUACACGAGUGGAUGCAUACGUUGACUCUUUAUUGGUUAACAAUCAAGUGAAUGAGACAUAUGAAGCCAAAAACGAAUCCAUGGCAAGAUACCUGGCAAAAACAAAGGAGCUCAUGGCUUCCUUCGAUAACGUCACACUCAACCACGUUCAUAGAGGAAAAAACCAAAUAGCGGAUGCUUUGAGCAAGCUCGCCACUUCGGGUAUGGAAAAAGAAGUAAAGGUUGAAACAUUGCAGAUGCCCUCAAUUGAACCCCGGAACGUCUCCGCCGUUACAGCGGAAGAACCCUGCUGGUACACUCCAAUGCUAAAAUUCCUUACUAAGGGGGAAUUACCCCCUGCUAGGGGCGAAGCUCAAAAGGUACAAACAAAGGCACUGCAAUACGAAGUGAACAACAGCGUAUUGUAUCGAAAGUCAUACUUGGGACCACUCCUGCGGUGUGUCUCCCCAAUAGAAGCAAAAUACUUGAUCCAAGAAAUUCAUGCAGGCAUAUGCGGUAUCCAUGCGGGGCCCCGGGCAGUUGUGACUAAAAUCCACAAUGCCGGGUACUAUUGGACCGGGAUGCACGAAGAUGCGGUACAAGAACUCAGAAAGUGCCUCAGCUGUCAGAAAUUCGCCCCUCAAACACUCAGGCCUAAAAAUAACUUAAUCCCGGUUACAGCGGCCUGGCCUUUUCAAAAAUGGGCAGUGGAUAUUGUUGGACCAUUCCCGCUAGCUCUCGGAAGACUAAAAUACUUAAUCGUGGCGAUUGAUUACUUUACCAAGUGGGUGGAGGCCAAGCCUUUGGCUAAAAUCACGGCGGAGAAUGCCAAAAAGUUCCUUUGGGAACACAUAGUAUGUCGGUUUGGACUGCCGCUAUACCUGGUAAGUGACAAUGGAACACAGUUCACCGACAAGGUUUUUCAAGAAUGGUGCGCCGACCUCUAG
Molecule: messenger RNA, 2130 nt
Organism: Helianthus annuus (common sunflower)
Lineage: Eukaryota; Viridiplantae; Streptophyta; Magnoliopsida; Asterales; Asteraceae
Exons: 1
Coding region: 1-2130 (709 amino acids)
Biological process (GO): DNA integration
Molecular function (GO): RNA-DNA hybrid ribonuclease activity; nucleic acid binding
Source: RefSeq, a predicted model, not a curated record